CAAACCAACUCAACAAUCAAACAUGCUUUCAUCUGCAUCCUUUCCUUCCACUCUCCCCGCCGCUAACUUCAUCGGAGGAUCCGUCGCUCCGCCGCCUUCUCGCGUCAGAUCCCGCCCGAUUGUCUCCUUCGCCACCGCUACAGCCACCGCAGAAGCACGCUCUACCUGGACGGACCAAAAGAGGCCUUCGUUUCUGAACCCCGACGCCAUCAUCCCUUCCUGCAGUUCUCUCUAUGAGGUUCUUGGUAUUCCCGCCGGUGCCUCCAGCCAGGAGAUCAAGGCGGCGUACCGGCGACUCGCCAGAGUCUGCCACCCGGACGUGGCGGCGAUCGAUCGGAAAAGCUCCUCGGCGGACGAGUUUAUGAGGAUUCACGAUGCUUACUGUACUUUGUCCGAUCCUGAGAAGCGCGCCACUUAUGAUCGGAGCCUAUUCGGGAUGCGGCAACGGCCGUUGUCGACGGCAUCCGUAUUUUCUGGCUACACCAGCCGGAACUGGGAAACGGACCAGUGCUGGUAGUGAGUCGACUCGGCCGAGUCACGAAAACAAGCGAGAAGGCGGAGUUAUUGAAACGCCUUGCCCUUGCCCUUGAUCAUAGUUAUUAGUUAGUUAUUACGUAUUAUACUACGUAUUUGUACAUGUACGCGUAGAUGUAGAGGCAACUUGCUAAUUUACAGAACUAGAAUCUGCUGAGUUUUGUCCCACCAAAAAAAAGGGGGUCACGAGUACUUACAGUGUACCCUUUCUUUUGUGUAAAAAUGAAAAAUUGAGAAAAAAGAAAAAGAAAAUUGACAUGUCUUCUUUUCAUGACUA
Molecule: messenger RNA, 811 nt
Organism: Arachis ipaensis
Lineage: Eukaryota; Viridiplantae; Streptophyta; Magnoliopsida; Fabales; Fabaceae
Product: chaperone protein dnaJ 11, chloroplastic
Source: RefSeq, a predicted model, not a curated record